CGUACGCGCUGUACGGGGAGCGGCUGGGGCUGCUGGGGGGGGCGGCGGCGGGGGGGGCGCAGCGCUUCAUCGGGGCGGUGGAGACGAUGCUGCGGACCACCCUGCCGCUGCUCUUCCUGCCGCCCCCCCUGGUGCGCGCCCUGCGCCCCCUCCUCUGGCGGGAGCACCUCCGCGCCUGGGACGCCAUCUUCCAGCACGCUGACGCGAGCAUCCAGCGGCUGUACCGGGAGUUCUGCCGGGGGGGCGCGGGGGGGCCCGGGGGGGUCCUGGGGGAGCUGCUGCUGGGGGGGCGGCUGCCCCUCGGCUCCCUCCGCGCCAACCUCACCGAGUUCACGGCCGGCGGCGUGGACACCACGGCGGUGCCGCUGCUGUUCACGCUGUUCGAGCUGGGGCGCAACCCGGGGGUGCAGCGGGCGCUGCGGGAAGAGCUGCUGGCGGCUGAGGCGGGGGGCCCGGGGGGCGCGGCGGCGCCGGGGGGGGGCCCGGGGGGGGCCCCGGGGGGCCGCCGGCCCCUGUCCGAGCUCCUGGGCGAGCUCCCGCUGCUGCGCGCUGCCAUCAAGGAGACCCUGCGGCUGUACCCGGUGGGCAUCACGGUGCAGCGGUACCCGGCCACCGACGUGGUGCUCCACAACUACCGCGUGCCGGCGGGGACGCUGUGCCAGGUGGCCCUGUACCCCAUGGGCCGCAGCCCCGACGUCUUCCCCCACCCCGAGCGCUACGACCCCUCCCGCUGGCUCGGCAAAGACGACACCAGCUUCAAGGCUUUGGCCUUCGGCUUCGGCGCCCGCCAGUGCAUCGGCCGCCGCAUCGCCGAGGCCGAGAUGAUGCUCUUCCUCAUGCAUGUCUUGCGCAACUUCACCGUGGAGGCGGUGUCCACCGAGGACGUCCCCACUGUUUUCCGCUUCAUCCUCAUGCCCGAGAAGUCGCCCCUGCUCACCUUCCGCACCCUCGACUGAGCCGCGGGCGCCCCGGGGGGGGGCCCAACCCCAGCCCCGCCCCCCCCGGGCUCCCCCCGGGCAGCGGCCGCCCUGGGGAGGGGGCGGUGGGGCAGGACCCCGAAGCGCGGUGGGAGACGGCAUGCAAAUCCCAUGCAGAUGAGCUGCCCCAGGGGCUGAUGGGGGGCGGAAGCAAGCAGGGGACCCCAGACCCCCAAUAAAGUCUUGUUG
This is a messenger RNA of Phalacrocorax carbo (great cormorant), 1166 nucleotides long. The record is from RefSeq and is a predicted model, not a curated record. NCBI's taxonomy places the organism in Eukaryota, Metazoa, Chordata, Aves, Suliformes, Phalacrocoracidae.